AUGUUUUCUUUAGCGGCGAAGAAAUACAACAUAAAAAUAACACAUAGGUUUUUGGAGAAAGGUCAUAGCCAAUCGGAGGGCAAUUUUAUGCAUGCUGCUAUUGAGCGUUCUAAGAAAAAGCAUACUAUCUACACACCUGAUCAAAUGUAUUCCUUAAUAGAGAACGCCAAAAUUACCGGGCGUAAGUAUCAAGUAAAACAAAUGACGCAAGCUUAUUUCAUAGAUUUUAAAGAAUUAAUUAAACGAAAGAAUUGGUUAAAAGAUACAGAUGGUAAUAAAAUUUACUGGAGCAAAAUUAAAGAAGUAGUUUUUCCUUAUAAUCAACCUGAUACAGUUUACUUUAGAUACAGUUUUGAAGACGAAUUACAAGAGAUGCAAACCAACACAGAACCUAUAAACACGCUGAAAACCUAA
Parnassius apollo (apollo) is the source of this 414-nucleotide messenger RNA. The record is from the annotation of a GenBank genome assembly. NCBI's taxonomy places the organism in Eukaryota, Metazoa, Arthropoda, Insecta, Lepidoptera, Papilionidae.